UCUGUGCUAGCAAAACAGUCUUGUAGCUUAGCAUCUGCUUCAUCUGACCACUUUUUUAUUGAUCUAGUCACCGGUGCUUCCUGCUUUAGUUUUUGCUUGUAAGCAGGAAUCAGGAGGAUGGAAUUAUAGUCAGAUUUGCCAAAUGGAGGGCGAGGGAGAGUUUUGUUUGCAUCUAAAUUAGCAACUUAUAUUUUUAACUUUAAACACGUUUUGUAUGUUUUACUUCGUGGUUUAUGUCCAGAAUAUUUGCAAAUUAUUAUUACUACUAUGAAUUGCAUAUUUGUUUACAUCGAUUAGCUCUACUGUCUCCAGAGUCGGUACCCUGCUCGAUACUCUACUCCACAGCCUAAACUCAUCGACACAUUUUUGAGAUGUCCUGUGCUGUGCUAACGUUAUCCAACUCCUAGUUUAGCAAUGUUCUGUGUCUCCAAACUACAUGCAAUACUAGAUAGCUAGCUAUGUAUACAACCACUAAAGUUGUACUAGGCGUUUCUGAGAUACUUACGGUGAGCACCGUUGCAGGAGUGCAUCUCAAGCAAAACUGGGACCAAGAGGAUUAGAGUGUCUGACUCCACCUGGUGAUGAUGGAAAGCAGUGGUGAGCAGAGGGGCCAAGUGGAAGAUGAGGCCAUGUGCACCUCUGCCUCGGAGGGGCUGGAGGAGGGUGAGGUAGAGGGUGAGACGCUUCUCAUCGUGGAGUCGGAAGACCAAGCCUCGGUGGAUCUCUCGCACGAACAGAGUGGUGACUCGCUCAACAGCGAUCUGGGGGAGGACGCCGAGGGUGGCUGGAACGAGGACAUGGCCUUCUACUGCGACAAGUGCCACAAGUGGAUCCCCAUCGCUCAGCUGCACGGAGAGCAACCCAGCUACCUGAAAGGAGACAACUUCUUUAAGUUCACCUGCUAUGACUGUACAGAAGAUGUCAAGGAGAUCUUUGAGAGGAUGAGACUCACCUGGCAACAGGUGGUUAUGUUGGCCAUGUACAACCUUUCUUUGGAGGGCACGGGGCGUCAAGGCUACUUUAGAUGGAAAGAGGACAUCUGUGCCUUUAUUGGGAGACACUGGACCUUCCUACUGGGCACCAGAAAGAAGACUUCCACAUGGUGGAGCACGGUGGCGGGCUGUUUGUCGGUGGGGAGCCCCACGUUCUUCCGCUCAGGGGCCCAGGAGUUUGGCGAGCCGGGCUGGUGGAAGCUGGUGCAGAACCGUCCACCCACCUUGCGCCCAGAUGGAGACAAGUCCUCGGUGGCCUCCCUAAAAUCUAAAGCUGCCUCCAAGCCAACCCUGGACCCCAUCAUCACGGUGGAAGGCUUACGGAAGCGCGUGGGCCGGAAUCCGGUGGAAAGCGCCAUGCAGCUGAAAGAAAAGCGCUCACGCACCCAUGAGGCUAAGGACAUCCGGCGGGCGCAGAAGGAGGCGGCGGGGUACAUGGAUCACAGCGCCUCCUCCACGGCUGUCAAGUUCAGCGGCCGUGGUGGCGGGCGGAGACCUGACUUGGUCCUGGAGAAAGGCGAGGUGGUGGACUUCUCCUCAAUGAGCUCAUCGGACCGAACGCCACUCACCAGCCCCUCGCCGUCGCUCUCUCCGGACUUCUCUGCACCCGGCACUCCCGCCUCCCACUCAGCCACGCCCAGUCUGCUGUCGGAGGCUGACCUCAUCCCUGACGUCAUGCCACCGAUGGCGCUCUUUCACGAUGACGAGGAGCUGGACGGCGAAGGCGUCAUCGAUCCCGGUAUCGAGUACAUCCCCUCACUCAGUAUGUCGCUGGGCACUGGCGCCCUUGUCGUUCGCAAGAAGUUGCGGCCUGGGGUGGCAGGGGCGCACAUCAAGCAGGAAGCAGAGAGUGACGACGAGGAGGGCCGCGGCCGGGAUGAUGAUGAAGACGACGAGAGGCGGGGGCGCUGCAAAGGCCAAUCCAAUGUGGUCAGGGGGGCGCGGGGUGGCGGGGAGAGGAGGAGGGGGGCCUUAACAGAGAAGGGGAAGGGUUCCCCCCCUUCAGAGCCCCAGUUUGCCCCCCUCAGCCUGUAUGAGGAGCGUGUGCUGCUGCGGCGCCUGGAGGCUUGUCCGCAAGCGCUGGCGGUGACUGCGCAGGCCAAGCGGCUACACAGGAAGCUACUGGUGAGGAAGGCCAAGCGCCAGAGAGGGCUCCCCCUGCUGGACAUCGACCAGGUGGUCAGCGCCACCCUCAGUCUGGUGGGAGGGUUGUACGGGUCCCAGGAGGGGGGACAGGGCCGCUACGAGGGCUCCGGCGCGGGGAAGUACCGCACCACCAGCCAGGACCUCCGAAUCCUCGACCGCUUCCAGACAACGGCGUCCAGCAGAAGAGGGUACCACCAGCCCACAGUGUCGUUCUGGCACCGCCUCAUGGGCUCCGACGCCAGUGUAGACCAAGGCAUCAAGAGCCCGUACACCUCCCGCACCCUUAAACCCUUCAUAAGGAGGGACUAUGAGAACAAGCCUAUGAAGCUGAAGCUGUUGGCGGAGAUCCGUGCCUACCCCCACAGGAAGGACCCCUGCUGGGUCACCAAGCCAGAGGCCCCCAUCGACUACUGUUACGUCAGGCCCAACCACAUCCCCUCUGUUAACUCCAUGUGCCACGACAUCUUCUGGCCAGGUGUGGAUCUCUCUGAGUGUCUCCAGUACCCAGACUUCAGCGUAGUGGUCCUUUAUAAGAAGGUGGUGAUCGGCUUUGGGUUCAUGGUGCCGGAUGUGAAGUACAACGAGGCCUACAUCUCCUUCCUGCUGGUGCAUCCCGAGUGGAGGAGGGCUGGGAUCGCUACAUUCAUGAUCUACCAUCUCAUUCAGUUCCCUCAUGGAAUAACAGACCAGGUGAUCCAGAAUGACAUGCCUAAUUUGGAGGCUCAACAGAGAGCCAUGGCCAUCAACAGACUACUGUCAUUGGGUCAGUUGGACCUUCUACGAAACAGCUCAGGACUUCUAUACCGCAUGAAGGAUGCUCAGACAGCAAGUAAAAUGAAAGGCUCCGACAAUCAAGAGAAGCUGGUCUAUCAGGUCAUUGAGGAUGCAGGAAACAAAGGGAUCUGGAGUAGGGACAUUAGAUAUAAGAGCAACCUUCCUCUGACAGAGAUCAACAAGAUCCUCAAGAACCUAGAGAGCAAGAAGCUGAUCAAGGCUGUGAAAUCAGUGGCUGCGUCAAAGAAGAAGGUUUACAUGCUAUACAACCUGCAGCCAGACCGCUCGGUGACUGGGGGAGCCUGGUACAGUGACCAGGACUUUGAGUCUGAGUUUGUGGAGGUUCUCAAUCAGCAGUGUUUCAAAUUCCUUCAGAGUAAGGCAGAGGUGGCGAGGGACAGCAAGCAGAACCCCAUGGUGCAAAGAAACAGCUCCUUCGCCACCUCUCACGAAGUGUGGAAGUACAUUUGUGAACUCGGCAUCAGCAAGGUGGACCUGUCUAUGGAGGACAUUGAGACUAUUCUGAACACGCUCAUCUACGACGGCAAGGUGGAGAUGACCAUCAUCGCGGCCAAGGAGGGCACUGUGGGCAGUGUGGACGGCCAGAUGAAGCUGUACAGAGGGGUCAACCCCAUCAUCCAGCCCACAGGCCUGGUCAAGACGCCCUGUGGCCUCUGUCCGGUGUUUGAUGACUGUCACGAAGGAGGUGAGAUAUCCCCCUCUAACUGUGUGUAUAUGGCAGAGUGGCUGAACUUUUGACCAGUUACUUGGCUUGUAUAGUUUCUCUGUGGAGAAAAUUUCAUGUAUAGUUUUUUUUCUAGCAACCUUUGAUGCAUCUGAAUAUAUUUUUUCUUUAUACAGGGCUUAAUAAAUAUUUUAAGACGGA
Molecule: messenger RNA, 3798 nt
Organism: Oncorhynchus gorbuscha (pink salmon)
Lineage: Eukaryota; Metazoa; Chordata; Actinopteri; Salmoniformes; Salmonidae
Product: DNA-directed RNA polymerase III subunit RPC6-like
Exons: 18
Coding region: 582-3671 (1029 amino acids)
Biological process (GO): transcription by RNA polymerase III
Cellular component (GO): RNA polymerase III complex
Molecular function (GO): acyltransferase activity, transferring groups other than amino-acyl groups
Source: RefSeq, a predicted model, not a curated record